Triticum aestivum (bread wheat) is the source of this 2040-nucleotide messenger RNA. RefSeq names its product L-type lectin-domain containing receptor kinase IX.1-like. Gene Ontology annotation, molecular function: protein kinase activity; carbohydrate binding; ATP binding. Gene Ontology annotation, biological process: protein phosphorylation. The record is from RefSeq and is a predicted model, not a curated record. Lineage: Eukaryota; Viridiplantae; Streptophyta; Magnoliopsida; Poales; Poaceae. The transcript has 3 exons. The coding region runs from base 1 to 2040 and encodes 679 amino acids.
AUGAGCCCUCACCAUCUUCUCUCUGUCUGCGCGUACAUCAUCGUUUGCCUCUGCUACUUGCUCGGUCUGGCUACCGCGCUCUCCUUCAGCUUCAACUUCUCCAGCCCCGGCUCCGGCGAUCUCUGCGACAUGGAGCUCAGCUGCGAACGUGACGCAUGGAUGGGUUCUGGCGCCAUCGACCUAACGAGGAACUACAUCGCAGCCAACGUCUUCAGUGUUGGCCGGGCAUCGUACGCUCGCCCGGUGCCGCUCUGGGACGACGCCACCGGCGAGGCGGCCAGCUUCUCCUCCAACUUCACGUUCCAGAUCAAGCCCCAAAACAGAUCGGAAGACAAUGUUGGUCUAUGUAACUCGAGCCUCACCAGCGACUCUAGUGCUGACGGUAUAUCUUUCUUCCUGGCGCACUACCCGUCGAGGCUCCUUCCCGACAGCGGGGGCGAAAACCUUGCUCUUUUCAAUUUCAGUAAUCGCUUCAACGUCACCGGUGAUGCGCGGUUAGUCGCGGUGGAGUUCGACACCUACCUCAACCCCUGGGACCACAGCGACAACCACAUGGGCAUAGACGUCAACUCCCUCAACUCCACGGCCUACACGAACGUGACCAAGCGCCUAGUCUCGAAUGACGCCAUCAUGACCGCCCAAAUCAGCUACGACAACCGCACCGGUCUUCUGGUCGCCCUUCUCCAGAUCAACGGUGACGAGCCGCCAUACAGCAUAAGCACGUCGGUGGACAUGAAGAGGGAGCUACCCCAGCAAGUCUCAGUCGGCUUCGCGGCAUCAACUGGUCUCUGCGCCGCGCUGCACCGUGUGACGUCCUGGUCGUUUAGCUCCACUCUAGAUGAUGCCUCGGUGCCUACCAAUAACAGUCCACGGCGACGCCUACCACCUGUGCAUGUGCUGGUGCCAUCAGCAACAACAGCUUUUCUUGUGUUGCUCUGCAGUGCCGCCGCCAUCAUAGUUCGUCAGCGACGCAAACGUAAGCAAGCUGAGUUCGAGAAAGGGGUAGGACCUAGACGGUACCGCUACUGUGAGCUCGCAGCAGCCACAAAUGACUUCGCGGAGCAGGGGAAGCUUGGGCAAGGGGGCUUCGGUUGCGUCUACCAGGGCAGCGGCCUUAGCGACCACGAGAGCCCGGUGGCCAUCAAGAUGCUCUCCAUGGAAUCAUCUGCGCAGGGGAGGAAAGAGUUCGAGGCGGAGGUGAAGAUUAUAAGCCGGCUCAGGCACCGGAACCUUGUGCACUUGCUAGGAUGGUCCGACAGCGGCAAGAGGCUCCUGCUCGUCUAUGAGCUCAUGCCGAAAGGCAGCCUCGACCGACACAUUUACAGCAAGAAACGUGUGCUCACUUGGCCAGAAAGAUACAAGAUCAUCCUUGGCCUGGGAUCUGCACUACGCUAUCUCCACACAGAGUACGACCAAUGUGUGUUGCAUGGUGACAUAAAACCCGAAAACAUACUCCUCGACUCAUCAUGGAGCACCAAGCUGGCAGAUUUUGGGCUGGCAAGGCUUGUGGAUCAUGGAGCCGGGCCACAGACGACGAAGAUCAUCAAGGGCACUCCAUGGUACAUAGACCCAGAGUUUAUUCACACACACCAUCCGACCCCAAAAGCGGACAUCUACAGCUUCGGCGUCGUUCUGUUGGAGGUAGUGUCCGGCAAGCACCCAGGAAUGGGGAAGAAAGAAAGGGUUAAUGAUGACAUCCCACUGCUCAAUUGGAUCCGGGGCCUGUACGAGAAGGGUAGCAUCCUUGAAGCGGUGGAUGAAAGGCUACAUGGGGACAACCAGCAGCUCGACCACAGCUGUAAGUGGCAGAUGCAUCAUGCGUUGGUCAUCGGGCUCUGGUGCACGCACCCACGUCUAGAGGCGCGACCGUCCAUUGUGCAGCUCAUGAACGUUUUGCAGUCAGAGGACGUCACGCUGCCGGCCCUGUCAUGGCCAUCCCCGGCCACUGACGUUACCCCUGGAUCACAUGGUUACAACAAUGUGUCUACAUCGUCGGCCAAUGCUUGCAGCGAGGUGUCUUGGGCCAGCAGCGGCAGAUGA